UUGACAAGAAUGACAGGUGCACAUCCCUAGGAUAUUAUUUUGGUUCUGCGACUCGUCCUACAAUUUUCACGUGGUUUUACACAUUUCGGCAUGUUUUACACUAUUUACUUGUAUUUUUGAAUUAAAUUGGCGACAAUGCAUCGAAUUGCAUAUGCCAGGAAUUUGUAUCAAAGUACUUUACAUGGAGUUUCGCUGUCUUCUAAUAAUACAUUGAUAAGUACAUCAAAUACGGAAAUAAAAUGUUCAUUUUGCCGAAGGAUUUUAUUAGGCCGUGUGGGUGCAGAAUAUUUAUAUACUGUGAGACACCAAUCUACGAAAACGGCUAAUCUACUUAGUUCAUUAAGAAAAAAGGGGAAACGUAAGAAUUAUCAGAAAUAUGCAGAGUUACUAGAAGUUGGUGACCAGGCAAUGACUGAAACUAAGGUUUCAAUCAGCAAAUUGCGAGCUGUGCAUCUUUCUAAGUUAGCUUCUAGUCCAGUGUCACUUGGCCAGUUACAUCAACUCACUACUAAAUCUCCAAAGAACUUGAAAGUGGCUGAAGUGGAUCCUGAACUACUUCAAACAGUUAGGGAUAAAAUCUUAAAGAAAACAACUAAGAAGGCAUCAUCAAAAACCAGUUCUGAGAAGUCAGGCCACCCAGAUAUUAUGUUAGAAGAUGAUAAAUGUGCACUUGUUUACACUACUCAUCCACUUUCUAAUUUUGAAGACAAAUUCAAGACAAAACAAUACAUAAAUAUGGUAAAAGAAAGUUAUUAUGAUUUUAGAAAAGCUACCCUUUAUGAUCAAAAGUUGCAAGACCUUAGGUAUGCAAUAAAUGAAGGAUUGACUCAAGAGUUUGAUCUGAAUGCAACAAUUACCAAUAAACCUGACCCCAAGUCUGAUGAACACUUUGAUCACUUGCCCAAAGGUCCUCAUGCUGUGUUUAGGGAAUUGUUUAUAGAUAACCAUUUAGAUAGCUAUGAUCAAGAACUUAUGAGCCACAUAUCUAAUAUGCAAGCUCAAGGUUUAGCACACCCAGCAAUAGAGGAUAUUUAUGAUGAUCCAGCGCUACAUAAUGAAAUAGUAGACCCGAGGGAAGAACUAGAUAUGGAACCUAGUCAAGAACCAGCACUUGCAAAAUCAUUAAAAAUUAAAAAGGCAAAGAAAGAAAUGAGAGACAAAAUUAAAGCAAAGCGGGAUAAGCGAAGAGCCAAGCAAGAGUUGAGUAUGAAGCAAGACAUCAAGGAUGUAGAGCGACAAGGCAAGCAAGAAUCCUUGCAUCGAGUGCUCACUGCUCAUCUGCAACUUCUCUGCUCAUUAAACAUGAUACAAGAGGCGCACCAAGUAUUACAGUAUUAUCGACAGAGAGGCUCGAGGGUCGCUAGCCAUCCUAAAAUUAACGACGUCAAAGUAUACAACACGUUGCUACAUGGAUAUGCAUUCACUGGUUUGUUAGAUAAUGCCAAACAACUGUUGUCAUACAUGUCUGAAGAUGGCGUAGAAGCUAACCCACAGACGUUUGCCGCGAUGUUCGAGUGUGUAGAACGAAGCAACGAACAAGACAAGGUGGAACUGCUUCAGCAAUAUAAACAUCAGAUGCUACAAAAGGAUAUAUCACUAAAUGACUUGUUAGACAAAACUAAAUUCCUAUACGACCAACGGGAAGUAGUUUUGAAGGCAAUACAUAGGAUAGAACCGGAAUUCGAGCCUCAAUAUACAGCGCCGGUCCUAGACUACAACUGCUCUUUACUUAAAAAUAUUACUUUAGACAAAGUCGAGAAUAGACAUGGCCUGAUGACGUCACCCGCAGAAGGUAUACUCUCCUUAGAGGAAAUGAUCCAGAAAGGUAAAGAACAAUUGAACAUAGAAAUGAAAGGAGAAGUUGAAAUACAGAAUAUUGGUGUUAAGGAUGAAGAGUCAGAAUCAGUAAAGUUUUGUAGAAAAAAGCUAGCCGAGACGGAGAAGGAAUGGCGAAGCGUGAUCAAGGAGUCGUUUAUACGCAACCUCGGCACGCUGAAGUCGCAGAGCAGUGCCUCGCACACUGCCAUCACGUUGUACCCGUAUCUUAAGGUUUUAGAGGUGGAUCAAUUUGUAGAUCUAAUAAUGGGUGAGUUGACCAAGCUGGUGGAUGGCAGUGAGACAUACAGCCCUACACUAAAACUAUUGCAGAGAGAUUUAGGGACACAGGUCUAUCAAAAAUAUCAAAUUGAGCAGUACCGUCGUAACGGUAUCUUGCAGAAGAUUGAGCGUGUUUAUGAGAAGUACUGCGAGUGGUACGUGAACAGACACUCAGUGGACGGUACGGGCGCCCCUUAUAACGGCCGGCAAGCGUGGCAGGCACUCGUGCAUAUGCAUAGAGAAGGAGCUAGCUUGGAUAUCGAGGAGACGCAGUGGCCGAUGGAAAUGAAACAGAAUGUCGGCAAGUUCCUGUACAACAUUAUAAUCAACGAUGUCAAGAUUGAUGUGAACAUGUUUAAGACUAAAGCUGCUAAAGAGAAGAAGUUGCCGGCGGUGUACAAGGUGCACCGUCCGUGGGGGCGCGUGGUCCGGCUGGAGCUGAAGCCGCACCCGGCGCUGGCGCGGCUGUGGGGCGGCGCCGCCGCGCCCGGCCUGCGCAUGCGCGCCGCCCUCACGCCCACCGCCGCGCCGCCCGCGCCCUGGGCCUCGCCCGCCAGGGGGGCCUACCUCGUCACGCCCACGCCCUUCGUCAGAAUGCCUUUCUAUGUGAUGAGUCAAUGGAAACGACUUGAGUCAGCGCCCCCUGAGAGCUUGUACCCCGUCCUGGACAGUCUCAACCAACUGGGCGAGGUACCCUGGGUCAUCAACAAGCCUAUACUGGACUUGCAGAUCAAGAUAUUCAGGGAAGGUGGCAACAAGAAGCUGGACAUUGCUCCUCCAUCAUCUAAAUUAGAUACAUCUCAGUUCCAAGACGGUACGGAUGCUGCGGCCGCGUUUAAACGUCGCGUCGCCAUCAAUAGAGCGCGCGCGGAAAUGCAUUCUUUAUGGUGCGAUGCACUGUAUAAAUUGUCGCUUGCCAACCAUUAUAGAGACUCGGUGUUCUGGUUGCCGCACAACCUGGACUUCCGCGGGCGCGUGUACGCGUGCGGGCCGCACGUGUCUGCGCUGGGCGCGGACGCGCAGCGCGCGCUGCUCGCCUUCGCGCGCCGCCGCGCCCUCGGACCGCGCGGCCUCGUCUGGCUCAAGCUACACGCCAUCAACCUCACCGGCACCAUGAAGAAGGCCACUGUUGAAGAGAGACUGGCGUACGCAGACAGUAUAAUGGAUAAGAUCUUGGAUUCGGCAGACCGGCCUCUGGAGGGCGAGCGCUGGUGGGCGGAGUCCGAGGAGCCCUGGCAGACACUCGCCUGCUGUAUGGAGAUAGCCAACGCUGUGCGCUCGCCUAACCAUGAAGAGUACCAGUGUGGGUUCCCUGUGCACCAGGACGGGUCGUGCAACGGUCUGCAGCACUACGCGGCGCUGGGCGGGGACGCGGCCGGCGCGCGCGCCGUCAACCUCGCGCCGCUACCGCGCCCGCAGGACGUAUACAGCGCCGUCGCCGCGCUGGUGGAAGAGAUGAGAGUUCGCGACGCGGCGGCCGGAGUGCCAGCUGCGAUUAUCCUGGAGAACUUCGUGCGGAGGAAGGUCAUCAAACAAACUGUUAUGACCACAGUCUAUGGAGUCACCAAGUUCGGAGCCCGGCUGCAGAUCGCUAAGCAAUUGAAAGAUAUAGAAGAGUUCCCGAAGGAGCACGUAUGGACGUGCUCGCAGUACCUGACUGCGAAGACGUUCGACAGUCUGCGCGAGAUGUUCACCUCCACCAAGCUGAUACAGGACUGGUUCACUGACUGCGCCAAACUAAUAUCAGCGGUAUGCGGCGAGAGUGUAGAAUGGGUGACGCCACUGGGCCUACCCGUAGUGCAGCCUUACUACAGGAGAGCUGGACCCUCCAGCGGACAGUACCGACCGGCUCUAGACCAACACCAACGUCCCUGUACAAUGAAGCAGCGUAACGCGUUCCCCCCAAACUUCAUCCACUCGCUGGACUCGUCCCACAUGAUGCUGACGGGAUUGCACUGCGAGGCGGCCGCCGUCACCUUCGUCUCCGUACACGACUGCUUCUGGACGCAUCCCAAUACCGUCGAUAUUAUGAACAAGAUUUGCCGUGAACAAUUCGUUGCCCUGCACUCGCAGCCGAUCCUAGAAGAUUUAUCAGAAUUUCUCACAAAACGAUACAGUUAUGAUGAGAGCGAACUGGAGGACAGAAGCGUUGGCGCAGCGAACAAGAAACGCGUGAACAACCUUCUACAACAAGUGCCUAGUAAAGGAGAUUUUGACCUCAGCAGCGUAUUGAGGUCUGUCUACUUCUUCAGUUAAAGAAAACACGCUUGAUUCACUUGAUAUAAUUUCUUAAGGAAUGGGGGCUACCGUUUUGGUGUUCCUCAG
Molecule: messenger RNA, 4422 nt
Organism: Spodoptera exigua (beet armyworm)
Lineage: Eukaryota; Metazoa; Arthropoda; Insecta; Lepidoptera; Noctuidae
Source: the annotation of a GenBank genome assembly